AAAGACUGGUCAAAAAUGACAAAUUUAAAAUCUUACCUGCCCAUCAAUUCCAUUACGUUAAAGAAACCAAAGGCACGGCCGAAGCUAACGCCCACUUAGCCUUUCCGGAAUUACUGCAGGAAUUAACUGGUUUUAGUGGCGAACUGGUAAAAAGCCAAAAGUUUUGGCAUUAUGAUACUUUACGAGGGGCUAAUGAUAGUUAUGUAGAACCAUUAGUAACAGAAUUAUGUCAACAAAUUCAACAAACUAAUGAACCUAAUUUAAGUGAAUAUUUAAUCAAAAGACAUGAUAUUCGGCAAGGGAAUGGUUAUGAUUGUGGAGUUGCCGUGAUAACCAUCACUAAGAGGAUUAUUGAGUUAACAACUAAGCAGAGUUGA
Molecule: messenger RNA, 377 nt
Organism: Ambispora gerdemannii
Lineage: Eukaryota; Fungi; Glomeromycota; Glomeromycetes; Archaeosporales; Ambisporaceae
Source: the annotation of a GenBank genome assembly